GUUUCAUCAGCCGUAAACCGUUCUCAAUUUGACCCUAUCAUUAUGGCGGCUCAAUGUUGUCUGGAGUCACUUCCUCUAAAAGGCCCGAAUUAACUGGCCUUGUUUUUAGUACAUUAGCACAUAAGUUUCGUCUGUUCACGCAAGGAUGGCAAACCAGGAGGAUGAUAUUCAGGAUGUCCAAGAAGAGUUGAAUGAUGAUGAUGAGGAUGAAGAAGCGAGUGAUGAAGAGAGGGAUUUUGGGUGGCAUGAACAGGGAGAGCUGAACUGGUCUGAUGAUGAUGGGGAUGAUUCAGAGUCCAUCUCAGACACUCCAGCAGAACGCAGUGGUCACAUCGCAGUGGGUGACAGAAACUGUAUGUAUGUCUGGGGAGGAUAUAAGAAUGCUGAAGCAUCUGGGUUCUUUGAUUUGUACUUACCAAAGCAAGAAAUCUGGAUAUACGACAUGGAAACUGGAAGAUGGAGAAGGCAGCUGUCAGGAGGAGAGCUCCCUAACCCAAUGUCGGGCAGCUGUGGUGUAUGUGUGGAAGGCAUUCUGUAUCUCUUUGGAGGCCAUCAUGCUAGAGGAAAUACUAAUUUGGUUUAUCGUAUGCCUCUGAGGGGCUCUAACUUCCAGUGGGAGAGAAUGAAGGACCUUAAGGGUUUGGCUCCUACAUGUAAAGACAAAUUAGGCUGUUGGGUGUACAAGAACAGGCUGGUGUAUUUUGGGGGCUAUGGAUAUGAGGCAGAAGCAGACCAUCAAGGAACGUUUGAAUUAGAUGAAAAUUCACUUGUGGGUAACCACCAAGCACGGGGCUGGAACAAUCAUAUUCACAUUCUUAACCUUGAAAUGUCAGCCUGGAGUCAACCCAAUACAAAGGGAAAUGCUCCAACACCACGUGCAGCCCAUGCUUGUGCUACUAUGGGAAACAGGGGUUAUGUUUUUGGUGGACGAUAUAUGAAUCAUCGGCUAAACGACCUGUACUAUAUUAACAUGGACACCUGGGAAUGGACUGAAAUGUCAGUACCUCAGCAAGGCCCAGUUGGCCGAUCAUGGCACUCUUUCACACCUGUGUCAUCAGAUCACAUCUUUCUGUUCGGAGGCUUCACUACUGAUCGAGAAACACUUAGUGAUGCGUGGCUGUAUUGCGUGACCACAAACGAGUGGAAGCAGUUUAAACACAACUACAAUAAAAGUCCAAGACUUUGGCACACAGCCUGCUUAGGUCUGAAUGGAGAAGUGUUUGUAUUUGGGGGAUGCGCAAAUAAUCUUCUCUCACAUCAGCAAGCAUCCCAUAGCAAUGAACUACUAUCUUUCAGGAUUCAACCAAAGUCCCUGCUUAGGUGCUGUACAGAGGUUGUUGUGCAGCACAGACAUCAACUUGAGAGCACGUUUGCCUGCUUGCCCAAACAUCUACUAGACAGCCUCCGACAGAGUAUCGAUUCAGCCGCUACUGGAGGGUCCUAGUACUACAUACAUGUACAUUUCAUCAACCUAGGAGCAAUAAUGGGAAUGUGUGGCACAGCUCCAGGGCUUCACUGUACAGAGGCUUGUAAGAAUGCAAAGACAGAGAUGCAGAGGCUGCGUCAAAGGAGGUUAAAAGGCCCCUUCUAAUCCAAAAUCAAUGUUUGUAUGGUAGUUGUUUGGUAAGACUUGAAACUUGUACAUUCUAAAUAAAAUGUAUGAUUCGAUGUGGUUUAGUGAUGCUGGCAUUUAAAGAGCUGUUAUAGCACUCAUUCGCUCAGUUGAGAUUUAUUUAUAUUACAAAUAUAACUUUCACUAUAUAAGCAGUCAGAAGCAUGUUAAAUGUUAUUGAUGCUAGCUGUGCCAUUAGUUAAAGUACAUUUGUACUGGAUACAAAUGAUAAGGAAAUUUCUUGUCUAUCUGAUAGAUAAGGACUCAGGACUGAUACAAUUACUAUCCAUUAUUACCAACCAUUAAAAACCUGUAUGUACA
Molecule: messenger RNA, 1933 nt
Organism: Tachysurus vachellii
Lineage: Eukaryota; Metazoa; Chordata; Actinopteri; Siluriformes; Bagridae
Gene: klhdc2
Product: kelch domain containing 2
Exons: 14
Coding region: 146-1444 (432 amino acids)
Molecular function (GO): protein binding
Source: RefSeq, a predicted model, not a curated record